Molecule: messenger RNA, 6741 nt
Organism: Coregonus sp. 'balchen'
Lineage: Eukaryota; Metazoa; Chordata; Actinopteri; Salmoniformes; Salmonidae
Source: the annotation of a GenBank genome assembly
AUGACUUCUAGCUAUGCACAUGUAAUGGACAGGCAAGCAACGAUAUCAAAUCGUUUGGAGAGUUCGAUUACAUCCAAUCUGGAAAACCUUCAAGCCAAAAAGAACUUCUCGGUGAGCCACCUGUUGGACCUGGAGGAGGCCGGGGAAAGGGUUGGGACCCAGGCUGACGAGAGUGUCGGUGAGGCGGGGAGGAAUAUGCUGGAGUCCCCUGGGCUGACCAGUGGGAGCGACACCACUCAGCAGGAGAGUAAGUGAGAAGUACACUCCAAGUGCAGCCUAUACACUCGGGACUGGGGUUGUCAUUAACCUUAACGCAGAAAUUGGUUAUUAGGCUCCAUUAGCAAAUGCAGGCUACACUCUGAGAAUAAUAAUCCGCAUGGUUUGAGGGUUGAACCCAUUUUGGUGUGCGCCAUCUGUAAUUUAAGUGGGACUCUUUGGAGCCACGAAUUGUAUGACCAUGACAUAGGCUACUGGAAGCUACUUUAAUUUAUUUUUAUUAAGUCUUGGCCAGCCUUCUUCUGUUGAAACUAUCGCGGGCAUGGAAGGAAUCCUUCGUGACUCGUGGUAAUAUAUCAUUUCUGACGGCUACACUAAAAACGGCCAUUCAUUUACCAUUAACACUUUGAUGUCAACGAAGUAUGGCGAUGUUGGUGGAUAUGGUCAGUAAAAUAAGUCAACCUUUACAAUAAUAAAUCAAAACACUACCAUUGAGCCGUCCACGACUGCCUAGAUGACUUCAAAUGAGUCAGGAUAGCCUGAACUGUGGUUUGUCUAUGACUCUUUUAAAAGGUCGAUUGAGGAGACUGAAGUAAACUUGAAUAGACCCCAGUAAAAGCAAAAUAUCACAGCGGUUCUUUCUCACUCAGCCAUGCCCGUUGAGAGAGUAAAUAAACCCGUCAGGUUCCGGGUGAUACGCCCUCAAAUCCAGAGUCAUUUGGAGAGGUUGACAGAAACGUUAGGGUUUAAUGACUGUUAUUGUUAUUAUAUGGGUAAAUCGGACCUCGAGGAGAGGUGUGUUAGAAACAUGGGUAAGGGAAGGCGCGAGGUGAUGUCGUUAAUUCAAAGCUAUUUCGCUUGUCAAACAACGUCAGAAUAUUUAUACAUAAUCAUUUUGUCAUAAUUAUCUGAUCUGUCCGCUAGACAUGGCUCUGACAAUUACGGGAUCAAAUAACAAAACCUCAUUCGAUCUGCUUGUCAAGAAUAAAUAUGUUCCAUAAUUAAUCAUGUUGGAUGUUUGUGUAAUGUUUGGACCCGUGUCCAAACUCGUGUUGUGAUAUUAGGAGGAGCACAUAGCUUGGAUAAUUACCAUCAAGCAAAGCCAAUAAAUAAAUCAUCGUAGUGAAUUCUCUCACUUUGAAAAUAUAUUACCAUCAAUUUCACACAAGCUUUGACCGAUUCCCUAAACGAAUUGUGCAUGGGGUCACCUCGCAGUAGGCUCGAGACUACUAUAAUUUGGUUAUGGCUUAAAUCCACAUGAUUUAUAACCAUCUGCUGAAAUGCAAUGUUUUUCACCCCAUUUACCACCUAAAAGCGUUGUUGAAAGUGUGCUAGGUCAGCCUCCAGUGAAGCAUCUCUCAAUUUUUCAGUAAGAAAACAAUAACUGCACUUUUGGCCGAAUGUUUUCAGAUGAUUAUGUUUUAAGCCUUCCCAUGAUAAAAACAUGGUUUAAACUAAUUCCUAUACCAGGGACAAACAUUUGUUCCUUGUGCAGAAUUAGCCUAUCGAUUUUCAAUUAGGCCUAAUGGUUUAAUUUGUCAUUUCGAAAUGACACAUUAGCCUUUUUGGCAACGAAAAAAUUCCGCAAAAUAGUAUCUAAAAAAAAGAGCCUACGUUUAUUAUAAUAUUAUGGCAGUCGUGUUGUGAAAAUAGUGUAUAUUUAAUUUUUCCAGGCUAAAUUUAUAAAAAAAUAUUUUUGAAGGCCAUUUUCCAUAUAAUUCAUAUUAAUAACACAAUAAUAACACAACUAGCCUUUAAGACCUGUCGUGUGGUCUGCUGCUAUCCCCUUUUGACCUUGACUUAGAAGUUUUUCUUCUUUCAUUAUUAGUUUACAACGAAAUACCAUAUUUAAAUGAGUGCAUUGUAACUUUACAGCAUUCACAAUUUGGUUUCAGAUUAACAAUAUCCUAUGGUUAAGAUACGCGAAUUAGCACUGGAAUUGUGUUCCCAAUGUGGACAGUGCGCAAUCUGUUUUUUUAUUAUUAGUCUGUCCGGUUAUAUUCUUGAUAUUUGUAUAUUCCUGAUAUUAAACAUAUGUAUUUAAAAUGUCGAUAUGGAUAAGAUACGGAUUUAAUAUUUUAUUUUAGGCCUGCGCUAUAGGCUAGCAUGCAUUCUUAUUAUGCACAUCAAAAUAAAUGUUGGGGUCUUACUGAGUCUUUCCUAACUUUAGAUAAGAUAAUGUUAUUGGUAAAAUAAAGAAAAAUAUAAAGUACAAAAUAUACUCCAUUCUGUUUCACACAAUGACAUACACAAUGUGUGUGUAAAAGUGCAAAUGUGUGUGCGUUGUUGCUUUGCAACAGAAUUAUUAUUGCUAUGAGAUUAGGCCUUCAAUGAUACACUAGGGCAGUUGUUGGGUGCAUUCAGAAAGGCUUAAUAAUGUCACAUUCAUCAUGGGCUUCCUCUACAAUGGAUGGGCAAAAAUCACAUCUCCAUGUAUUGUGGGAACAGUACAUUUUUGUCAUUCAGCAUGAAAUUGCAACUAUCUGGCAAAAAAAUAUGUGUAGGGUUACUUUUUAUUAAUACAUGACUGUAGCAACAGUAGAACUGGCUGUAAUGCUCAACACAAUAAGAUCAUAGAAGAGGUCAGGUCAUACAUCCUCUGAGAAGAGAAAUAAAGCAGAUAUAGUUGCUGAUUGAAAAGCCUUUUCUCUCCCUCUCUCAUUACACAAUAUGAUGACAACAAACUGGCCAUGUUGCCACAAGGGUUGUAGAAAAUAGUACACAGUGGACACACUUGAUGACAAUAUGGUGAUCUUGACAAAAAAAUUGUUUAUGUGUACUGUAUGCCUGUGUGUGCCUGUAUUCAGUAUAUUAUACACAGUCAGAAACAUUUAUUAAAGUGUCCCUCAACAAUGACGCAAUCAUUUACAAUACAAAAUACUGAAAAAACCACACAUCGUGGACCACUCAAAUAGAGUUUUGACACACUAAAAACAAUCAUAGUCAAAACAUGGUAGUGUGUUUGUCUGUGUGAACAUGUAUGUGUAUACAUUUCAUAAACAAACGUUUAUCAAAAAAAUAUAUAUUCGGAGCAGGCAGCAAACAGUGAGUGGACAUUUACUUUUUUCUCUAUAUUUAGAUGAUAGUUAAUCCUGUGCCAGUGCAAAGUUGGAUGUCUACAGUUCUUUUCUUAUUUCCUGCAUCUGACCAUGUUGUUGUUGUUGUGUUGUAGAUGAGCAGCUGAAUGCGGAGGAGAAGAAGAAGAGGAAACAGAGGAGGAACAGAACUACAUUCAACAGCAGCCAGCUACAGGCUCUGGAGAGAGUGUUUGAGAGGACACACUACCCUGACGCCUUCGUCAGAGAGGACCUGGCACGCAGGGUCAACCUCACAGAGGCGCGGGUGCAGGUAGGACUAUAGUAAGCGAUUUUGUAUGUGUGCAUGCCGUUUUUGUAAGGGUGGCCCCAUCGGGGAUAGAACCCACAGCUUUGGUGUUGCAAGUGCCAUGCUCUACCAACUGAGCCACAGAGGACCACAACACCCCAGUAGUCAACACUGUAAUCCUAACAGCGUCAGGUGACUGUGGGUCCUUAUGUUAUCUCAUCAUAAGAAAGACUCCUCAGCAUAAUCCUAAUAGGUGAUCCCCAGGCACUUAGGCUCCUGUGUUAUCUCAUUAUGGAAACUAAUAGGACCAAUAGGACAUUGAAGGCUAUUUAUGUAAAUCGGACCAGAUAAUGUAUGAUACCUAUACAUUGUUCAAUGAUCUCAGGUAGAUAUUGAUGGUACAGUUGUGUAUGUGUGUGUGUGUGUGUGUUUGUGUGUGUGAGAGAGAGAGAGAGAGAGAGAGGGAGGGAGGGAGAGAGAGAGAAGGAGAGAGAGAGCGAACACAUCUGCGAUUAAUGCGUACCAGAGUGAGAUGCAGAAAUCCUUUGAUAAAAGAGACUUCGGGCUCAUUCCUGAGGCAGUGCGUAAGCAGAUCCUAUGCCUCCAAGAGCCUCAGCGCUCCCAAAGCGUUAAAUAAUGGAUUUGAUUUCAGAGUGUGGAACGCCAUUAUUAGUAACCCCAGUAAGGCCCUUGAUCUACUAAUAAAGGAGGCGUGUGGCAGUGUGUGUGUGUGUGUGUGUGUGUGUGAAAGAGUGUGUGUGUGCGUGAUGAACAAAACGUGUGUGUGUGUGUGGUUGAGUAUCACAGGCUCGAAGCACUGUGAGAAAGUUUGGUUGUUGAAGGGACAGUAUUUGUUCAUCAUGCUGAGAGAUACGGCUGAGUGUUACAUUAUCUAUAGAUAUAAACGAAGGUUUGAAAAAUUGCCAUUUCGAACAUGCAUGUAAACCAAUUUUACACAUUGUAAAAAAUAUAACAUGGAUGUCAUGGAGAAGUAGUUAAUAUCAUUACAUUUAGGAGCUAGAUAUGAUAUAAGUUCUAAAAUACCUUAUAAAGAUAUGCGUGACAAUUUACAUAGAUGUAUAUCGUAAAGGAUUUAUAAAAGGUAUUCAAAUAUGUUUAUUUACUGUAAAUUAUACAUCUAUAAUUAUUGUAAUUAUCAAUUGGACUGCUUUCAUUCGAGGGUCCAUUGCAGAUUAAUUCCUUGAGUGAGAAUGUUCGCUCACAUUCUGCUGUUUUUCUCCAGGUGUGGUUUCAGAACAGAAGGGCAAAGUUUCGUCGGAAUGAGCGUGCCAUGUUGGCCAGCAAGAACGCCUCACUCCUCAAGUCCUACUCCGGGGACGUCACGGCCGUGGAGCAGCCCAUCGUACCCCGUCCUGCCCCCCGCCCAAAUGAUUACCUGUCCUGGGGCAGUGCCUCUCCUUACAGGUAGACCCUCUCGCCCCUGUCCUGACCCCCCUACGUCCUCCCUACACACCCCAGGCUCCCUCUCUUGCCCUACCCACCCCAUCCUCUAGCAAUAACCACAUCUAACCUUACCACCCCUUCCUAAACACCACCCCUAACCUCCAACCCCAAACCUUCCAUAACACCCCACCAUCCCUUAUCUCCAACCCCCUUUCCCCUCACUAACACCCCACGACCCCUACCCUCCAACCCCAUCUCCCUUCCAUAAUACCCCACUGCUGUCUGUUGUUGUUUCAUUUCUUCCCUUUACAUCUCACCUCCUCCACCUCCUCCUCCUCCUCCACCUCCUCCACCUCCUCCUCCUUCUCCUCCUCCUCCUCCUUCUCCUCCUCCUCAUCUCAGCUGUACACACUCCUCAUAUUUACACUAACCCCUACAGAUCCCUCUUUUGGUCCGCCUGCCGCCUGGAUCCAAGGGAACUGUCACUGUAUUCAACCUUGGCUUUGAUAAACAAUAGUCAGGUUUAGUUUAUAAUGUGUUUUGUUUUGGGGAUUUGUGUUAUAAGUAAUGUUAGAAAAGCAUGGCCUUGUUUAUCACAGUUUCAGUGGUAAAAUUCAGUCAGCCCCCCACCCCUCUCUUUAUCUCUCUCUCUUUCUCUCCUCUCUCUCUCCUCUCUCUCUCUCAUUUUAUUUUCUCCAGUUCUACACUCUCUCCAAGGACUUUCCUUAUACUUUAAUGAUACCCUGUCUGUAACAGUUGCUAUCGCAGACCUAUAUUUCCAAACCAUUAUGCAUGAAUGUUUUGUAUAAUCUAUGGUGGCAAUGCACAAUAUAGAUCUAGUCCUAUUUCGAGAUCUAUAGAGUAUCUGUAAAAAGGUCAGUCUUUCUCUCUUUCUUUUUCUUCCUUCUCUCAAUUCUUGUUGACACAAGGGAUGGGGCGAGAUCCAAUGACCCUCAUGAGGAGGUGAUAAUCUGAAAACAAACCGUAUUAAAUCCACUGUUGACCCUUGCGACCUUCUCUGCAAUACAAUACCAAAUAAUGAACAUUAGAGCAACAGCAGGCUCCACUGGGCAGGAUUUUUUGUGACUCUGGUUACAUUGGUUGUGAUUUACGGUAAUCCCCCCCUUAUGAAACUCAGUAUAAAAUGUUUGACUCGGUUGCUACAGCCAAAAGCUCCAUUCUCCAAUUGGACCUCAGUGGGGAACACUUUCUGGCCUGGCUGAAUGCACUAGUGGAUAGUCACAUGACCAGAAGUAAUACCAGUGAAUAAUAUCACACUAAUGUGGUCGUGCUAACACAUACGUUUAAACACCAUUUAUAUAUUCUUAUUAAGCUGGUACCCAAUGCCGGAGGGAGGGCCAAUGCGAGUACCACAGAAAAUGCUGCCCUCAGAAAGCAAGUACUCUUUCACUUUACUACAUGUGGUUCUAUUAUUUUUUAAGUCUUCAUAUUUUUUAAAAACAUUGCCAUCAUUAAAAACACUGCCAACAUCUUGACUUUCAAAGCCAUGAACAAUUAAACACAUUUUAUGUUUUUCCUCAUUAUGAGUUUUGUGAUGUUAAAAUCGAUGCUAUUUUAGUUGAACUCAUACUGCCAUGUUGGCUCGAUCGCCACUGGUUACAGUUCUAUCUGACCUUUUCCCUCUGUACCGUUCUCUCCUCCAGUACCAUGGCAACCUACCCCCCCACAUGCUCCAACCCCAAUACAUCCCAGGGAAUGAACAUGGCUAACAGCAUCGCCAACCUGCGGCUCAAAGCCAAGGAGUACAGCUUGAACCAGGUGCCCACGGUCAACUGA